GGAAUUACAGUUCUGUGAAACGUGAGUGAGGUAGAGAGGCACCGGAACGACCGUUUCAAGAGAACCGACUACGAAUUUUUACUUUUCCGAAAUAGGUGAAAGCGCGGUGUGAAGCCGUGUUGGUAUUACUUCCGGAGCACCAGCUGAGCAUAAACACUGCGUUUUGCUGUGGCAACUAUCGCUGUGCCAGGUGAAACCAUGCACCUUCAACACUUGUGAAGCGAUAAAGGCAAAUUACAAAAACCUUUGGACCCCUUAAUGUGCAGCUUCUUCAUUUAUAUACACCAAGAGACACACACCAAAGGCAAGACAGAGCCACGCAAUACUGUGAUGUCUUCAAUCCCUCUGGCAGCUCCACUGCAUGCUGACUCUGCUUCCCCAGCUGUAGAGAUGGACCCGGUGGAGUACACUCUCAGGAAGCGCCUCCCCCGGAAACUCCCAAAGAGACGCAACGACGUCUAUGUCAACAUGAAGACUGAUUUCCGGGCUCAGCUGGCACGCUGUCAGAAGCUUCUGGAAGGCGGUGGUCACAGGGAGAUCUGUGUUCACGGCCUGGGCCUUGCCAUCAACAGAGCUAUCAACAUCGCCCUUCAGUUACAGGCCAGCAGCCAGGGGGCACUACAGCUGGCAGCAAACACCUCUACUGUGGAGCUGGUGGACGACCUGGAGCCUGAAGAUCCUGAUGAGGCGGGGGAGCCCAUGACACGAACACGCAACAACUCAGCCAUUCAUAUUAAGGUGUUCUACCCUGACCCCCAGUAACCUAAGCUGUGCUCAGUGGGCGUCCCCGGUCAAGAAGAAGACAUCAUUUCUUUCUAGUUUUUUUAUGUGAUGACCUUUAAUGGCAAUGACAGAACACAAUAGAAUGGAGCAGACAAGCAAGAGUACAGCCUAUGUCUGUGUCAACAAACAUUGGAAAUGGACAGCCGUAUUUUGGAUGUUUUCUGCUCGAUUUCUUGAUGUCCUGUAGCCUGCCUUUUAGUUUGCAUGCAUCGAUGCCGCCUUGGCGUUCAUCUGCAGAUGAAGCAGCAGUGUUCUUUGGGUGAAACCUCAGUGUCAUUUAAUACUUGAAGACAUUAAGUGUUUUUGCCAUGCAUCUUGACAUGGCUGUGUUUAAAAAAAAAAAAAAAAAAAUACACAUUCAAGUGUCUUUUUAAUUUUAAGACCCACAGGUCUGUGCUAGUGUUUGGUUCACGUUUGUGUUUUCAUAAAUAAAUAAAUGAGAAAACCUGUUAACAUUUCAUGCAGGUGUUAUUGGUGUCCACUUGAUGUCAGUAAUGAGCUGCACACAGACAUGGCAGGGUGUUACCCAUCUGCAGCUAACUUCUAUGGAAACAUCACAACUGGCUUACAAUAGGGCUUUGACAGAGGGUCAGCGAUAUUUAAAAGUGUAUUUACUUUUGGCUUUGUAUCAUUGUAAUUGUUGCUGUAUACAUUGGUCAAAAUGGUGCAGUUGAUUUGUGGACACAAUAAAAUCUGUGGCGAGAAUCUUUAA
Molecule: messenger RNA, 1495 nt
Organism: Solea solea (common sole)
Lineage: Eukaryota; Metazoa; Chordata; Actinopteri; Pleuronectiformes; Soleidae
Gene: pop7
Product: POP7 homolog, ribonuclease P/MRP subunit
Exons: 3
Coding region: 259-762 (167 amino acids)
Biological process (GO): tRNA 5'-leader removal
Cellular component (GO): nucleolar ribonuclease P complex; nucleus; ribonuclease MRP complex
Molecular function (GO): nucleic acid binding
Source: RefSeq, a predicted model, not a curated record